Saprolegnia diclina VS20 is the source of this 829-nucleotide messenger RNA. RefSeq lists its product as hypothetical. The record is from RefSeq and is a predicted model, not a curated record. Gene Ontology annotation, cellular component: cytosol. Gene Ontology annotation, molecular function: protein kinase regulator activity. The transcript has 3 exons. Lineage: Eukaryota; Oomycota; Saprolegniomycetes; Saprolegniales; Saprolegniaceae. Gene Ontology annotation, biological process: regulation of translation; cellular response to amino acid starvation. The coding region runs from base 215 to 829 and encodes 204 amino acids.
CGGCCAACCUCUCGCCGACGUUGUCUUGCAGCAGCUCUGUGCCGGGCCGCCCUUGUCGUUCGAUCGUCAGUGACCUCGACUUGCUCUCGACGCUCGUACAGGCUCGCCAAGCGGGCCGAAAGGCAAUACACAAAGCGCCAUGUGACGACGAAGGCAAGGACCGGAAGGCGACAUUGGCCGAUGCUCUCGACGAUUUUUGUCGCUCGCUUUGAAAAUGGCGCCGAGAUCAAGUCGCAUCUCGCCGCUUUCGGAUGCGCCCGCUGCGGCGCUGGCCAGCGGCAUGCAGCCGUUUCGCGACACGAUUGCGUCGACGCUCAUGGCCAAGUGCGAUGCGUUUGGCGCACCGGUCAUGCACCGCCACAAUGAGAUGGAGGCUGACAGAGGCAUGCUGGCGCACCUCGGCGCGUGCAUCGAGCACUGCGCCAAGACAGAGAUCCUCUCGCGCGACCACGUCAUGAGCUUUUUUCUCUCGGCGAUGCAAGCGCUGCAGUCGAUGAAGUUUGUGCACUUGAUCGACGCGCCAUUGCUUUCGCUUGUGAUGACCAUGCUUCUGCGCGGCUUGGCAGAUCGCAUCUCGGAGACGAAGAAGGCUGCACUUAUUUUCUACAACAUGUGCUCGAUGGUCAACGACGCCAAGGACCUCACGCUGCACCUCGGCACCAUCUGCCGGCAGACGCUGCUGCUCGACUCCAUUCCUGAGUGCCGCACGGUUUCGUCCAAAGCCCGCGGUAUGCUCGCCAAGGGCCAGAGCCACUUCCCGCACCUCAUGCCACGGGCAGCAGGCCAUAAAGUGCUCGUGCACCUUGGCCCGGACGCGCUUGAUCACUAA